CCAGAGAGAGAAGGAGAGAGAGAGAAGUGUGUCACACUGUACGGCUCGCGAUCAAUACAAGCACAUUUACAUCCGCAUUUGCACACACAAACGCACACACACAAGGUGCGAGGAACACUAAACAGAAAGCUGCAAAAAGAAAAAAAAAGGCCACAAAAGCAAAGAGUCGAAUCGAAACAUGCCGUGCAGACGACGGCGAAGUCAUAAAUCAUAAAGCGCGAAAAUGAGUUCGGAAUAUGAUCGCCCUUACUGCUGCCACAGACACUUAAAUAACACAUUUCGGAUUAUAAGGAUUAAUAAUGCAGUACUAGACGUAACUCUUAGGCCAUUUCAUAAAGUAAACUGUUGCACCCAAGGACACGGGACUUGUACAUCCAGACAAAUGCGGAAGAAACGAUAUAAACACAACACAGAAAUAGAUAACUCCGGAUAUGGAGCACGGACUACCAGUGGUACCAGUGAGGUACGGGGGAGUUGCGGGGGAUCACUCCGGUGUAUCGGUGGUGGAAGUGGAUUUACUCUUUCGUGUUCUGGGGAGCAGAGGAAUAUAUCACGUUUAUUGGGACGGUCGGGUGUUGCCAUGGUGAAUUUAUUAUGGAGUUUGCUACUUCUUGCCAGUUUUGCCUUUGUGCCAGUGACAUGCCAGAGCAUAAUGGUGACGGUCUACCCAGAAACUGUCCAGGUAACUGAGGGAUCCAGUGCAACUCUCCAUUGUAAUUAUACCAUGCCCUCCAUUGCCUCAAGCCUAGACCAGGCUCUAAACCAGGACCUAGACCAGGAGCUAGAACCAGAACAGUCUAACCAGGAACAAACGGUCACAUGGUUAAAAGAUGGCGUCGUCCUUAGGACUUAUACCGGUGACCUUGCCAUAGUUUCCCAGAGUGGUGGUAGGGUGAGCUUGGUGGCCCCAGCAUCGCUGAGGAUAUCGAGUGUUGUUGAUGAGGACAGUGGAUCGUACACCUGCAUGAUUGAGCAACGAGGUCUGAUGGGGUCGGCAGCAGCUACUCUUCAUGUUCAAGGGAGACUUCCUGUUCUCUUGGGUCACAAAGGCCGUUCUGAGGCAAGUUUCCUGGCAGGAGAAACACUACGGUUACAGUGUAAAGGGUCAUAUCCACUUCACUGGACCUAUCAUACAGGAAUUGAUCACAGUAAAAUCUCCAUCAGGUCUAAGCUUACCCCUAUACCAGAAUCAUCCUCUUGGAACGAGAGUAGUGUGCUGGUAAUCAUCAAUGCAACAGCCUCGGACUCCGGAUAUUUCACCUGCUCGCAUACCCAUGACAGUCAAGACUUUUCCAGGGAAAUAUAUGUUUAUAUUAAUGCCACCGAUGCCAACAGUUUAUUCUUGCCAAGUGACAUCACCAAUAUCACCCUGUACGCCCUGGACCCCUUUGUUCUGCCAUGUCGCGUCUCAAUACCCUCAUUUGACGUGAAUAUUAUCCUGGCGAAUGGUGAUGCGGUACCGCAGGAUGAAUUACCUCCUUACAAUGAUAGGGUGGGGUUUAGCGUGAGUGGCGAGGACGCAUACAAGUAUGAAGGUAGCGUGGCCUGCGUAGCCGUAUUCGAUGGAUUGCAAGUUGAGCAGACAUACCUCGUGCAGAUAAUAAGAAAACCCAUCAUUGUGAAUUCAACUCAAGACGUCACAAUCCCAGAAUACACUACACUCACCCUGGUGUGUGAGGGCGCCCUGCCACUUAUAUGGGUCCACGAGCUCCCUGACAUGGAAAUAGAUAUCCUCAUCUCCACAUUAAGGCGACCAAAUGGAGACUUGUAUUACAGGAGUAUCUUGAAUAUAGAAAGCGCGACGUACGGGAACACAGGGUAUUUUUCCUGCUUCUACCUGCGAUACAUCAAUGUAAAUGAUCUUUCUCUAAGAACAUCUGUCUACGUCUUUGUCAGCAGUUAUGAUGAAGAUCGCAUCUUCCUUCCAAAGUAUGCUAUUGAGUCUAUUGAUUACAACAAGGCAACUCCGAUGACCGUGCCCUGUCGGAUAUCCAACCCGAAUCUGGAUGUGACAUUUGAAGUAUACUUCAAGGACACCGGCGCGGAAUUCACAAACUUCUACUGGACGCCUUCUUAUGAUAAAAAGGUUGGAUUCACACUCACACCGACCGGUGAAACCAUAGAUGGCAUAGCUCUCAUCUUCACCUGCUAUUCAACUGUUGUCAAUGGCAAUCAAUCUGAUACCAACGGUGGCAUUAACGUGGCAUCAAUUUCCAUGUUCUUGGGGGAUUCUGAAAAACCAAUAUUAAACUUGGAACUGGGACAAGAUAAAGAAGAGGUAAUUGCCAACAAGGAGGGUUUUGAACUGACGUGUCGUGCGUUUAUACAAUUCUCUCUGCUCUUUCUUCCCAACGCUCAGGAUUACAUACCCAGAUUUGCAUGGGUGGGACCAGGGGAAACGAGACCAGAGAAUGUACUAGAGCUUGAACCUGACCCUAACAGCUAUGUAACAGAUUACAUAGCUGGAUUUACGUACUACAAAAACAAAUUUGUUGAGAAUGCCUCUGUGGAUGACAAUGGGAUCUACACAUGUUAUGCAGCAAAUAUUGGGGCUGAGGCAGAGGAAACCAUAUCCGUUCAAGUGCAUGCGAGAGGAUAUGCUGACAUCAGUCACCGAUUCAACGUCUCUGACCCGACCACGAACCUGACGGCCAUCGUUAAUCACGACAAGUGCAUCUGGUUCGAUGUACCCGCUUACCCUCCACCCAAAUUCAGGGUUUCUCCUCCAAGGAAUUGGGUCCUGACUAUGGAUGAGAGCUCCAAGGUCCUCAACAUGUGCAGUUCAAACGUCUCGGAAGCUCACGAAGGAGACUAUACUGUGUAUGUGUGGAAUGACUACCAGAACGCCAGUAUUACCUUCUUCUUUACAGUGCAAGUACCGCCGAGGUCUUCCAUUGCAAUUAAUCCUGCACCGGUCACGCUGUUCAAUUCUUCAAUAAAAGGCUUUGUUAUGGGAACGACAUAUACCUUGGAGUGCAAAUCUACAGGAAAGCCAAAACCAAUGGUGUAUUGGUUGUUUCAAAGAUGUCCAACGGACCCGAGUGUAGAUCCAGAUUGUGUAGCCAGUGAUCGCUGGGAGAAAGUACAGGCAACUACAAUGUCAAGUGUGGAGUAUUCCAGCGAUGACAGCAUUGCUACGCUGAUCGUUGAGGCUCAGGAGUGGACAUUGUUCCGCUGCACAGUGUGGUCUCCGUCGGAGUUCUUUCAAGACGUCCAUCAAGACGUCGAUUUCAAAAUCCUUGAUUCUGAGAGAGGUGUGCGCAUAUCAACAGACUCCGACGUGGCCUUUAUUGGUGACGAUCUCACUCUGGAAUGCCAUGCUACUGCGUUCUUCUUCACCGAGAUCAAAUGGUUCUUCGUCAACCCCAAUGGCACUGAUCGUUGGUUAAACAGCUCCACGCCAAAGUACAACUCCUAUUCUCUUGUUUCAAGUCUGCGUGUCAGCAACAUCACGAGUAAUGAUGCGGGAUCGUACGUGUGUGUUGCAAUCAGUGGUGAUAAUCCAGAUUGGGAGAAAAACACAACACAGGUCAUCGAUGUCAGAGAGGUGAGCGAGCCAGAGAUUAUCAGAUCAUCUGAUGAUCCUACGGCUAUCAGCCUGGAUCGCAUGAAAGAGAACCUCCACAUCCAAUGCCUUGCCAGAGGGCUCCCUCGUCCAAGCCUGAGCUUAUACUUCACCCAAGCAGACCCCAUUCUGCUUGAGGAUGCUGUCGUCGGGGGCAACGCAUCUGUGGUGUGGCUGAACUAUGAGGUGGUACGGCCGCCCUUAGCCAUGGGUGGGAGUUAUGAAUGCAUUGCAGAGAGCAGAGGUGGAGAGGUCCGACAGACAUAUCAAGUGUCUAUAACAGAAUCUCCUGAAUUAAAGAUUGGAAUACUGAGCUCUGCAGUCAAAGUAGGAGACAAUGUCACUAUCAGUUGUUUGGUAGUGAGAGGGUUCCCUAUUCCAAUGGUUCAGUUGAAGAAAGAGAAUGUUCCAGUAUCCCUCUCGCAAGGCAUCGGUAAUAUCUCCUACACGCUCACAGCUCAAGCCAGUGAUGGAGGAAAAUACUAUUGUAAAGCACUUGAUGCCAACGCUACCUCUGAUUCCAUUGAGCUAGUAAUUGAUAAAGCACCACCAGGCACUUUGCAGAAGGUCAUGCCUUAUCUCCUCUCCUCUGUAUGUUUGAUAAUCCUCAUCAUAUUACUUUACUUCGUAUGGAAGUGUCGGCGGAGACCGAAAGUCCGUCGAGCAUCGCGACUACCUCCUAUGGAGAUGCCACGCCUUGGUAGUAACAGGCGAUCGAUUUAUUCAGUGAGCGAUGAUCCAUAUGAGAACAUGGCAUACAAUCAACGAUGGGAGUUUCCCAGAGAAAGAUUAAAACUUGGAGGUAUUAUUGGGAAAGGAGCUUUUGGUCUAGUCAUCAAAGCUGUUGCUGUAGGCAUCGACGGCACUGAGAAGAACAUAACCGUUGCAGUCAAGAGACUCAAAAGCGGAGCCUCAUCCCAGGAGAAGAAAGCUUUGUGGGCGGAACUCAAGAUGCUCGGUCACAUUGGGAAACAUCUCAAUGUUGUUAACUUUCUUGGUGCUUGUACUCAAAAUGGCCCUGUCUUGGCAAUUGUGGAAUACUGUUGUCGUGGAAACCUAUUGGACUUUCUUCGUUCUAAGAGGAAAUACUUCACAGAGACCCCUGAAGGCACCGGUAGUCAGAGUCACACGGGCCAUUCUAGCAGUACCGGGACUAGCAGUAAUUUCCAGACCUCGUCAGGAAGUGAGAGGCGGAUGAAGGCUGUCUAUGAUCAGGUGAUUCCAGAGGAGCUUGCAUCUCCUCUUCAAGAUGAUCCUAUUGAUGGCCAAGAUCUUCUUUGUUACAGCUUUCAAGUAGCAAGGGGCAUGGAGUUCCUAGCUUCUAAAAAAGUAAUUCAUCGUGAUUUGGCAGCCAGGAAUGUACUUGUGACAGAAAACUACACGGUCAAGAUAUGUGACUUUGGACUUGCUAAACACCUGUAUGAUGACCCAGACUAUGUUGCUAGUGGAAAGCAAGGUCGUCUACCGAUCAAAUGGAUGGCUCCAGAAUCUAUUUUUGAUAAAGUAUUCACAACAUACAGCGAUGUAUGGGCAUAUGCUGUCUUCCUUUGGGAAGUAUUUUCUCUUGGUGGUUCGCCUUAUCCUGGUAUUCAGAUCGAUGAGCAGUUCUACAACAAGAUAAAGAAUGGAUAUCGCAUGAAUGCACCCGAUUAUGCGCCGGCAGGAGUUUAUGACACAAUGUUGGAAUGUUGGACCCCGGAUCCUGAAGCAAGACCUUCGUUCAGUAUCCUGGCUGUAAGGUUAGGGGAUAUGUUAGAAGCAAAUGUAAGAUCAGAAUAUAUAGAGCUGAAUAUGCCAUAUGAACAAGUUAACCACACGGCAUCCAAUGAGCUUCCGUCUCCACAUGAGGACACGCCCCUUUUGGGACCCAAUCCACCUCCUGCUUUCAAACCCACACCAGUGAACAGCGCCCCCAAUACUCCCCCUCCUCCAACCCGCAUGGUACGGAGUGACGCAAGUGAUUCCUCGCAAGACGUUUCACGUACCCCCGACCUAUCGCCUCCUGUCAGAGGACUCGAGGCUCGGCCAUUUUUGCCAAAGGACGAUGCCCCAAAGAAAACGACUGUUCAGGAUGUAAAUGAACUAGAAGAGGGGAGGAAUACCCCGGAAGAUGAUGUCUUUCUCACCACGGAAGUUACAACUAAUGGAUUAAAAGGUUUCACUGUAAAUGCACAAAACACAUGGUUAUGACGUAUGACCUAUCCCCGCUUCGCUUGCACCUCUGUUCUUUUGUUUGCCUUCAUCACCACGACCUCACAUCCUCUCUAUCGCUUUCAACGUUCUCUUCAAAAUGUGUCGUCUUGUUUUGCUUGUGUGGUACUUCAAACCCCAUCCGGCAUUCUUUUGUUUCCGAAAAGCUCCCGUUUUGCAUGUCAUAUUAAUGUUUUGCAUCUCAUUGUGUUCUGUUGUGCCACUUUUGUAGCUUGUGCUUGCAUGUUGAAUUCUGUUGUCGAUCCCGAAGAUAAAUUUUCUUUUGAUUUUACACUUUGUUUUACAGAAAGAAACUGCUCCCUUUCUAUUAUUUCAAUCAAUGUUAGUAUAUUUCUACUUUUGUAUUGUUAUUUAUUUCUAUGUGCAGUCUAUACCCACUCUCUUCAUCUUAUUCUAGUAUUCAUUUAAUUUUAUUUAUUUAUAUUUUUCUUUAGAUCAGACUAAAAUCAUGAGGGAACAGUAUCACAGAAAAAGUCAUAUUUAUAUUCUUUUCAUUCAGAUUUAAUAGAAUAUAUCCCUGAUUAUUUUUUUUCCUUGAUUCAAGAAGCUCAUCUUGUUUCUUGUUUUCUUUUUAGCUAGUCCUUGAUUUUUUAUUACGGAAAUGUUUCUUUUAAUAAGGCACGAUCAUUUAUGUUUUUAGAUUUUCUUACUGAAAUUUUACUUUGUUUUUUUAAUGUAGCACAAUCAUUUGUUACAUUGUAAGUUCAUCAUAUCCCCAAAUUAUUUAUUAAGUCUUCUUAAUGUCGCAAUAUUCCAUGUUUCAUUUUUCUGUUUUUAUAUUAUAUUUUCUUUACACCUUGUGAUAUUUCUUUAGAGAAGGAAGAAAUCAAUGAAUGAUAAUGUUCUGCUCAUCGUACUUACACUAAAUUGAGUCAAAUUUAGUAAAACUUAAACCUGAAAAAUGUCAGGUUUUAUAUUUUUAAUAUGAAUAAGCUUUUAGAAGUUUGUUUCACUUCAGCUAUGUAAGAAGAAUGUGCAAUAGCUUAGGGGUAAAUAUAGUAUACAAAUAAUUUUUUUGUAGGAUUUUUACCAGUACAUCUUUGCCACAAGUACGAUAGUAGCGUAAUAUUUCUUUUUGAUAUUUAUGUAUACAUGUAAUAUACAAUGUACAUGUGAUGAUUCAGGGAAUUUAUAUGUUUUUACCAUUUGCCAAAGGGCCAUGAAAAUAAAUUCAUGUUCAAUGCAAACUUGAAGGAUAAGUUUGGUAAAAAUACUUUCAUCUUAACACAUUAAUCAUUCCUGGAUGAAAUGGAGUAAGUAUGGGUGCAUUUAAGUGUGUGAUACACUGGGAAAAUCAUUGGUGUCAAAACUACACCGCUAGUGCUUAGAGGUCUGAAUCAUGCAUAUACACCAGAUUUUUACUUAGUGUUACAUGUUGUUCAACAUGCACCCAUUUGUGUUGACACAUUCUGGUUGUUCUAUUAACCAGGGGUGUGAGUUCUUUUUUUUUUAAGCUGAUUUCACUUUUUGUUUUUGUUAAUUUCAGCUUGUUUUCA
Molecule: messenger RNA, 7272 nt
Organism: Lytechinus variegatus (green sea urchin)
Lineage: Eukaryota; Metazoa; Echinodermata; Echinoidea; Temnopleuroida; Toxopneustidae
Product: vascular endothelial growth factor receptor 1-like
Exons: 27
Coding region: 224-5755 (1843 amino acids)
Biological process (GO): multicellular organism development; positive regulation of kinase activity; protein phosphorylation
Cellular component (GO): signaling receptor complex
Molecular function (GO): ATP binding; transmembrane receptor protein tyrosine kinase activity
Source: RefSeq, a predicted model, not a curated record